AGUAAAAGAAUAAACAAAAGAAUGCAUUUUAUGAAUAAAAUACAAAUAAUGGCCUAAAUUGCUAUGUAAACAUAAUAGUGAUUAAAUGUGUAUAAAAUGCAUUUGGAUUGUACUAAAACGGGCUAAUAUGAAGGAAUAAAAAAUGACAUUUGAAGACUUAUCAAGAAGCCGGAUUUUGUAGUUUGGGAUGGUAUCUUGUACUAUCGGGAGCGUAUGGUUGUGCCAGCGGGGGAGGUGAGAGAACGCCUGUUUUGCGAAGCACACAGCACUGUGUAUACCAUGCACCCGGGUAGUAACAAGAUGUUCCAGGACCUUAGGACACAUUACUGGUGGCCCGUGAUGAAGCGGGAGAUCACAGAAUUCACGUCGCGGUGUUUGACUUGUCAACAGGUGGAUUUCGUCGUGGGACUACCAUUGUCACCACAAAAGCAAACGGAUCUCAAUUCGGACCCGUUCGGGGGGAAAAGCGCAUACCGUUCAGUUGGCCAUCAGGGCACAACUCCAACAACUGGCGGCGCUGCAACUCGACGGCGAGGAAAGACGCCGGCAGUGGAGGCGACGUCCAGCGCUAGGCGUGGCGGCGCUGCAUUCGACGGCGAGGAUGGCCGCUGUUCUAAGGGCGACGGCGGCUGGAGGCGAUUGGCGGCGCUGGACCUGGCGGUGAGUGGCGGACCUCUGGCGAAGGAGAAGCAGCGGCGAUUGGAAACCGUCAUCGGCGGCGCUGACCCUGGCAGUGGGCGACGGACUUCCGGCGAGGGAGAGGCUGCGGCGAUGGCUGGGGAAGGACGACCGAAAUGAAGAAGAUGAAGAAAAUAACGAUCGUGUGGCUCUCGGCGGAAGAUAAUAGGUUUAGGUUUUAUUUAUUAAUUCCAAUACUAGUGGUUUGGGCUCCGGGCCCAAAAUACCAGAUUAAAUGGUCAUAACAUGAGCUCCAUAACUCCGAUUCGCGAGCCGUCUGAACCGCCGCGAUCACAAAAAUAUUUCCUACAAAAUGACAUAAAAGUUGGGCUUAGAAUCCAAAUUAUAAUUUUAACUCCUUUUUGGGCCCAAUUCAUAAUCAAUUGCUUUAACAAUU
Cuscuta campestris is the source of this 1075-nucleotide messenger RNA. Lineage: Eukaryota; Viridiplantae; Streptophyta; Magnoliopsida; Solanales; Convolvulaceae. The record is from the annotation of a GenBank genome assembly.